AUGGUUGGUAAUCCGAGGUCCGAGUUGGCUUCAAGCAUUACAGAGGGGUCAUCUUUGACUGCUGCUUUUUGUAACGGGCAGCGUGGAUCAUAUUCUGGUGCCAGUUUGGAGAGGUCUGGAAGUUUUCGGGAGAGCAUAGAUAGCCGUGUGUUGUCUUCAGGGGCUGGAGGCAACAGGACUACUUCUCCAGUAACUGCAGCAGAGAUUCCAUCACCAUCCCAGUUUCUUAUACUGGAUUUUCUAUCCCUGGGAGAUCAGAAGUACUCUCGUGCAGGGGAGUUGAGGAGGGUCAUUGGAGUUUCUCCCGAAGAUCAUUCAUUUGGAAUUGUCCAGUCUAAGCCGCUGACUCCAGCGGCAGCAGAGGAACUAAAGCGAUUCAAGGCUAGUGUCUCAGAGACCACUUCUAAAGCCAGGUCGAUUCCGUUCGUUUCCAUUGCUUUUCUUUUACCUAUGAUGGCCAUAUGUACUCGACACCUAAACUAUGCUUCUACAAUUGGUGUUCAAGAGAUCCUUGUGCCGUUUUUUUUCCACAUAUUCCGAUCUAACAUCAUUAAAAUAAGUCGUACAACUACACCCUCUCGUUGAAUAUUCCCUGUUAGAAGCGACAGAUAUCAGUUCAAUUGUCGAAAACUGUGGGAAAUCCUUGCACUGUUUUUUGCUGAGGCUUUAAUGUCUGUUGACCAGGGAUAGAACAAGGUUAUUGCUGGAGUCAAUCACGAAACUGGAUAGGUAUCGCGGUCUAAUAUCUAGGAAAAGACAAAGGAGUGAUAUUUCAUCAAGUGAGAAGUCAGGAAGUGCAAACUUAAUGAAGAUGGGAAGUCAGAUCCAUCAGAGCCCUUCUGAUCUUGCUGCUCAAAGACUUGAGGAGAGAUCCAAGAGUACUGUCCCAAACAAGCGUAUGCGCACCUCAGUGGCGGAAGUACGGGUUUGUAUUUUUGCCUAGUUUGAAUUAGCUACGUCUGAUUUGUUUAAUAUGCUUGUUAUUUGAAUGCCAUCUGCCCAUGAAUUCUCCCUAGACCUGAGGACUAGGAACACUAUAUUAGUCACUCUCUCUUGUGAUCUGAACUGUUUGUGUUCUCCUCUAAAUUCUUCCUGCAUGCUGUAUAUUUCUUUAUCAUGCAGUAAAUGCUUUUGCCAUACUUUUCCUUCGGUGAUACGGUUGACACUUUCUGGCUAUCUUUUUGUCAUUUAAGCUUGGUGUGGGUUGGCCACCUCAUAAAUUUGUUGAUUACCUUAUACACUUUUUUGGUUUAUUCGAGGAUGUGGGCCUUUAUUGCUAAUCGUGAGAUCAUGUAUCUAUUUAUUGUUUCAGGCUGAAGGACGUGGUACUGUUCCACUGAGGCAAGGUCCUCCUGUAGAUAAGGAGAAAAAUACCCUUGUGGAUAAAGACAAGAAUAUGCUCAGGGCAUGUAACGGGAGUUUAAUGCCCGCUGAAGACAAGAUCCGGGUGCUUCCUGGAGGUGAAGGAUGGGAUAAGAAAAUGAAAAGAAAACGCUCUGUGGGUCCUUUAGUUGCUAGACCGAUAGAUGGUGAUCGUGACUUCAAGUCAUCAUCGCAGCAAAGGCUGAACAUAGAAUCUCGUGCUCGACCCAGUGAUGGUCUCAGUUUCAGGUGUGUUCAUUUAAGUUUAAAUUUAUGCUUUGUUAUGUGGACCCAGUCGUUUGCCUGAUUUGUUGAACCUGCUCCUCUGUGUUCUAAAUCUUUUUUGUGACAUCCUGGGAUUUUUUGACUCAAUCAGUUAACCAAGUUGUUUCUCCCCGUUCAUUGUCAGUAAGCAGUGAUGGCUGUCGGUUAGUUAGGAAAGUUCGUCUGUUUGCCUAAAACACAGAGGCUUUGCUGUAUUAUAGUGUUUUUGGCGCUUCACUUGGCGUUUACAAUUAGAAGCUAAAUUUCGCUAUCUUAAAGGUGAGAUGCUAGUGGGGAGAUAUGAUAGCAAUGUGUGCAUACUUAACCGUUUUUUGAGGUGGUCAGAGAAGAUGGAUGGUGUAUGAGAUUCUCAUUUUUAUUGAUGUGGGAAGUUGAAGGCUUAAAGGAUGGGCUAUAUAUUCUUCAUACCCCACGCAGAGAAGGAUGGGAUGCCAAGUCUGGGACGUAUAAUCCGUAGGUUUUACCAAGAUUUGUGGGCAAUCAAGCUGCGUUAACAUUUUCAGGCUCCUAUGUCAAAAGAUUUUAGGCAUCAAACGACCUUUCUGAACUAGUUUCACUUCAACAAUUGUCUAGCUCCUACUCUCCAGCUUGUUUUCAUUGGUUUUAGGUUAGGACACUUUAGAGAAUCCCAUUCAUUUUGAGAUACCUUUUUUAUGGAAUUUUCACCAUUGAUGGAACUCCAGAAAUGGAAACUUAGAGAGGAAGGAAAAUAAAAGAGUAAAGAAAGAAGAGAAGGGUUGAAGAAGAAGGAAGGAGACUAAAGGAAGAAUUGACCCGUAUCCACCAGUUGCUGGGACAUUUUCCUCCACUAGCUAAGUGAAGUUCUCUGCCUUCCGUAGAAGAACAUGUGCAAACAGGAGUAGAGGAUCAAGGCGACUGUGCUUAUGAAGAGUGAAGUUUUCACUUAAAGUCCCCAUUUUUAGAUCUUUAAGUUGCAUACAUGCACAUUCCUUUCAACUUUAAAAUGUCGUUUCUAUGCAGUUUGAGGUAGUGAGUUUCGAGUCAGAUUGUUGCAACGAAUAUUAGUAAAAGAGUUUUGAUCAAUUCGCAUGUACUCUGACCUUAGAAGUUUUGAUCAAUCCAUGUGAUGGCCAACGCAGCCAUUCCUAUGUCAAUUUGAACUCAAUAAUCCAAGAUCGGUGCCAUUUGCUACAUGUUGGCAGAGUGAAACAACUUUGGGAAACCAUGGAAACUAUUUAGUACGUGGAUGCUAGAGAUAUACCAGGAUAUUUCUUGUGGUCAUUAGAUGUAAUAAAUUGUGGUGUCUGAUGCCCUUUUAGAGAGAUUGGAACCAGAAAGAUCUAUGUUUCAUGAGGAACACAACUGGGAGAGAAAAUUCCCCACAUUCAAGUGCUGUAUUCGAGGGGAAUUCACUGGUUCCAACUGCCAAGAGUUUGAUCACGUUUAGAUUAAUGCCCACCAUCUUGUUCUUCUCCACGAGCCAAUGCAGGCAUGAGAAGUACCAAGUUAUAUUUUUAACUCUAGAACUUGAGACAGUUGUAAUAACUAAUGAACAUUUGUCUAUGGUGAUUUAAAGUGUCUCCCCUGGAACCCUUCACGGAGUUUUGGUCUCAAGAUCAAGGCUCCGCUGGAAACUGGCAUAUUUUCCCCUUCUUUUUCAUACUUUUUGGUAGUAUUUUGUAUCUUUGACUUUUAUUGUCUGCGAUAUACGGUAAUUGAAGCUUCUAACUGUUAUUUGGAAGGAAGGUUACGCUGACUCAGUUCUGGAUAGAAAUUUGAAGGGUUGAUAAUCAAUACUUAUCAUGCCAACUGAUUUGCUCUCAUGACCGUUUCGGCUGAAAUUCGCCAACCCAGAUAAUCUUCGUUUGUUAAGAGUAUAUGUUAUUUUGCUGAACCCAGUGCAUAUUAAGUUAUUUUUCAGGACCCAUAAAUUGAGUGCCCGUACUUGGGUUACCACUAGUUAGCUUGAUAUGGCAGACCAUGUGCGAAUGGGCAAAUUCUGCCAUCUGGCAAAGCGUCUGCUGUCUCAUGCAACAUGGUGUUGAAAUCGUUUAUCCUUUCUUUGGUUUUGUGUCGAUGAAAAACUUGUAUCAAGAGUAAGCAGCUUUUUUGAAAAUUCUUCUUUUUUUAAAAAUGAAAUCCAUUUUUUUAAUUCCCCUGUGUCCUGAUAUGAUGAUUGUCCUUCCUGCCCUCAAUUAUGGUUUAGAUUUUCUCUCAUAUUUUUUGUCCAUAUUUUUCAAAUGAAUCUCCUGUCCUUCUCAUUCGAUUUCUCAUGAACUGUUCAAUUCUUGCAGGCAAGGCUCAUCUGGAGUUACUGGAACUAACAAGACUGAGAGCAGUUCUCAACCAAAUGUCCCUGGUAACCGUGCAAUUUCGAGGGGUGAGUUUGAUAACGCAUCUCUUCCAAAUGAUCGAAAGGAACGUUUAGGUGCGCUGGACAAGGAACGAGGCAUAGCAAAAGGAGGCAACAAGUACGUCGAUUUUAUCUUUAUUCCUUAUUACAUAUAUUGAUUUCAUGUAGAGCUAGCUAUUGUUUCCUAGUGGUGAAAGGUUCUGUUUAAUCACGCUAAAAAAUUAUGUGAUGAAUCCUUUGCAAUUUCUGAUCCAGUUUUGUUGUAUCGAUUCCUAAUAUUUGAUUCCUCCUUUUUCAAGGUCAAGCAUUCGUGAAGACAGUCAGUUAGGAAGCCAAAGCCCUUUGACAAAAGGAAAGGGAUCUCGGGGUCCGCGAACUGGUUCCAGUGCCAUUAUGAACUCAUCGUCCAAUUUUCAAAGAACACCUGUAGGUAUUGAUGGAUGGGAUCAAACUUCAUGCUUAAGCAAGGUUCAAUGCGGAAGUGGGGCAAAUAACCGGAAGAACUCUCUGCCUGCUGUAUCCACUUCAUCUCCUGUGACUCAAUGGGGAAACCAACGUCUGUCAAAAAACACACGAACGAGGAGAACAAAUUUGGUUUCUCCAGUGCAAAAUCAUGAUGAACCUAUGAUAUUAGCUGAAGGGGUUUCUUCUGAUGUUGGAGGCAGAGCAGUUGCUGAGGCCACAGGGAUAACACUGUCCAGGAGUUUGAGUAAUACACAGCAAAUAAAAAUAAAACUAGAUAGUGUUCUUUCGCCAUCAACAGUAUCAGAGAGUGAGGAAUCAAUCGCUGUUGAGAACAAGUACAAGGAUAAAGGUGCCCAUACCUCUGAGAUGGAGGAUGGGGUUGUUAGCGCACUCCAGAAAGUCACAACUUCAAUGUUGCCUGCUAAGAAGAAUAGGCCUCCUAGAGAAGAAACUGGUGAGGGAGUUCGGAGACCGGGACGGAGUGGAAGAGGUUCAUCACAAUUUAAAGGAGGGGCUCAUCUAUCAAAAGAAAAGAUGGAAAGUGUAGAUCCAUCACGACCACUACGUAUUGGGAGGCCUAGUUCGGACAUAAGGUGAAAAUUCUUUUCUACUUGAUUACUUUUUUAGUGAGGAGUGGAAGAGCACUGCUAUUAGCAGGAAAGCCCUUUUUUUCGUGUGGUCACUGUAAUGUAUGAGGAUGUUUCCUUUUUAAUGUUGGCGCAGUAAGGUGGGUCGACCUCCUUCCAAAAAGAUGUCUGAACGUAAGAGUUAUGGUCGUCCUGCACAUGUUAUAAACAAUGGCUCGUCUGAACUGACAGGUUGUUUAUUUAAAUAGAUCAACGUGAUUUGAUUUCAGUCUUGUGUCGAAGAGAGGAUAUAUUUAUUCUAAAUUCCUUUGCACUCUUGCAGGUGAACCAGACGAUGAUCACAAUGAACUAUUAUUAGCAGCUGAUUCUGCUCGUAAAGCAAGCAGUGUGUAACCAAUUUCCUCAAUUUUCUUUUACAAUUUGGGCGAAUGUUUACCUGUUUUGUUUUUUUGGAUCUGUUAUAGUGUUACCUUUUUGUGCAGGUCAAUCAUGCUCUAGUUCAUUUUGGACGAAAAUUGAGCAAGUUUUUUCUUUCGCUAAUGAAGACGCCAUCGCCUACUUAAAGCAGCAGGCAUGUGCCAAGUUUCUUUGUGUUUUUGUCAUAUUGCAUUUGUAUGCACCUGACAUCACUGGAUGACACUGUGAACAUUUUUUUUCAGAUAAAAUUUCUUGAAGAUGUGGAUGGAGGUUGCUCUGUAAUGGCAGAUGCUGAUUGCAACACAAUUGUACGGAAGCAAUUUCUUCUUCCCUGAUUUGAUCUCUCAAUUUUCUUGUCAGGAAUUUCAUCCAUUUCAGAUAAUCAUGUGCAUUAUAAGGAAAUUGUUCAUUGGGUUUGAUAUCACGCAUUCUUAUGUCUAGGGUGAACGAGGAGCUCAUCAGCCAUUAUCAUCAACACAGACACUUUCAAAUCCGGAAGGGAUGGAUAACACCAAGCGGAUAGUAUCUGGAAAAUUUGAACCAGAUAGAUGGCUCCAAAAUAUUUUUCCUCUUUCACAAAGGCUUCUUGCAGCAUUCAUCGAGGAAGAUGAAAAUGGAACGAUUGACUAUGGUACCCGACGAGAAGAUUCUAUGCAAUUUGCUAGUGAUUAUGCGUGCCACGUUACCACUGGCCAUGGCAGCUUUGAAGCCAAGAACGCAGAUAAGAUUGUAUCUGAAUAUGAGUCCGAAUUGAGUUUUCUUACCAGAAAAAAUGGUUCUAGAGAUAGUUCAUGCAAUGGAUAUAGCGGCUCCAGCAAUUUUAGAAGCCCAGACAGCCAACCGUUUUCAUACAGUGACGAACCUUUGCAAGAAAACAAUAUUCAUGGAGCUCGUUCUGAAUAUGGACAAGAUAGUAUUGGCAGAGCAUCAGUGAUGGGAUCUGAUAUGUCUUGUUCUACAUUUGAGUGCCAAUAUUCGCAAAGGCGCCUGGAUGACAAGAUUUUGAUGGAGCUACAAAAUAUAGGUUUACUCCUGGAUAUGGUGGUAUGUAGUUUAUUUAUCUCCUCUGUGUACUCUCAAUAAUUGUGGUUGACUCAACAUCUGUUUACAUGAAUGCUGACAACUUGCUGAAUGUGCACUCAGUUUUUCCAUUAUGAAAACGUAAACACGUCCAACUUAGACUGAAUCUUAUUAGUUUGUAUGCUGCUCAAUGGACACACCGCCCUGUCAACAGAUUCCAUUAAAACUCGCGAACUAGUAUGGGUUUUCUCUUCUCAUGGAUAUUGGAUAAUUAAUAUCUAAAACCUUACACAAUGUCUGGGAGGAUUGACUCCUUUGAAGCAAUUUCUUGAAAGGAGAAAAGUUAAUUUUCCCUCAUUUCACCCUCCAACGGGGAUCUUGAAAGGAAGAAAACGGUUCUGAAAAGGGAAGGGAGGAUAACGUGUAUACAGAAAUAGAAUGAUUAUUUUUAACUCCUUACUUUUACAAAUCUCUGCCCUUUGCUAUUGGAUGAUUGUGUCAUUCUUGCAGGAGCUAGUUUCAAGCUCCAUGUUCGUGUUUUCUUCUUUUGAGAAAGUUCUGGUGGCUACAAUAUUGGAAGAAAUCUUAAGCUCCGGAGGCUCGCAUGAUGAGAGUGAUCAUUAUUAGGAGCCACUGGGCCGUUAUUUUAUUUAGUUGCUAAGUCACUCAUGGUAGGCAUAUGUGGGGUAGCUGAGAUCGGGAAGGCAACCCUAGUUGCCUUUAAUGGUGAUUAAAGAGCAUGCCCCUCUGCCAAAGUGGGAUUGAAUUACCUCAAGUUCUGUGAAUCACUUUUAGUUUCAGGGGGUCGGUUUUAGGUAAUUAUAUUGGUAAAGCAUUUCUUAGGCCAACUUGUCAUCAAUCAGUACCUCGCGUCUUCAGCCCUCUACUCCUACAGAGAAUCAGGAUCUUGGGUUUAAAAUGGACUCCUGCAAGAAAACUUCUUGGCAAAACAGUCUUUCUUAUGUUUUCCUGCUUACUGCAUUGUGGAUCACUUCAUGACACCCUUGAAUUGGGGUAGUGGAUGAAUCGAAAAGGCUCAUUUCUGUUUAAUUUUUAAGCCCUUAUUUCUCUAUGUAGCUACACAAGGAAUCAAAUACUCGUUCACUUUUCUUUAGCUCAUAGUAGACAUAUUGGAACAUUUAUUUCAAUCAAUUAGCUCAUGUGAUUGUUUACACUCCUUUGAUUUUCCGGGACCGCUUCUUUAUUUGUCAUUAUUUUAUCAGUUGAACCAUGUAGAUGCUUUGCUCGUUGUUUUUUUAGUGAUCUAAUAUCCUAUGUGAUGCCUCUCUUUUGUAUUCUGCUAAAUCUCCAUUUAUUACUAUCUGGCUAUUUUGAAAAUCUAUUUGAUUUAGUUAUUAUUUUCUUAUGUUUGUCAUCUUCUUAAUCUGUGGUAUGCCACCCCUUCUUUAGCCCGGUCUUGAUGAGGGAGAAGAUGAUGAACUUGAUAGAGAUUUGUCAACACUAAAGGGCAAGCUUUAUGAACAGGUUUUUUUCAUGUCUGCACUGCGUUUGACCCACUGUUUGCAACUUACUCUAAUUUAAAUGAAUAUCUGUAUUUUUCCGUUCCAGAUGAAAAUUAAGAAAGCUCGCUUGUAUCAACUAGACAAGGCUGUACAAAAUGCCAGAGAGGUUAACGAAAGGUACGAUUUUUAUUUUUAAAUUUUUUGGUCUUGCUUUUUUCAACAGUGAAUUGGGCUCUCACAAUUUACCUGUUAUAAAUGUCCAGGAAACUGGAGAAGAUUGCUAUGGACAAACUUGUGGAGAUGGCAUACAAAAAGUACUUGGUAAGUAUCAGAUUCCUUACCCAACUUUUCCCUAGAAUUAGUUACAGGUUCUUGUAUGUAUACUCUGAAGCCUUUAUUCUAUCUAGUAAGCUCAACCGACCUUCUUGUCUAAGUCAUUAAAUAUCUGUGAUCAUUAUUUUGUAUAUGUAGCUGAUGUUCUUCACCAGGGGAUAGUGGAAACUGGUCUCACUGCAUAUCAUUUACAUCUUUAUGAUGAUCUUAAACCUGUAGAAAAUGGCAUGCCCAUAUUUUGUUGAUACGACAAUGACUGAACUUUGGAAAAUUCUUUGGGUGGAAAUUUACGUGCAUAAACUUGGCUGAUGAGUAUUACUUGUUCAGGGUUUUCAGAUAAAAGUAGGUUAUCGUCCGUAGGGAAAGUUAUAAUACUAGAUUUUCUUCGGAGUCUAAAUCGAGGAAACUUAUCCGUAGGCACCAUUCUAUCUCCUAUUGCCAUCACCCUCGAUCAUCUCUUUGAUAGAGUUAUUAGCCACACAGUCUCUACUUGUCUUUAUGCUUAUUUAUCUGUCUUGUUCAUCUCAUUAAUAUUCGAAUCCGUUCUUGCUGCCCUCACAAUUUCUCUUGGCAAGCUGUUGUUUACAAAGAUUUCCUUUCAAUAUAAUAGAUGAUAGGUUGUGGGUUAAUUUUAAAAUUUUAUAUGCCUGAAACACUGUAUUCUGAAUUGAUGCUUGACCCAAUAGGAUUCAUAUUCGUUUGUGGUUUUUCACAGAAACUAAGAUUUAUGUUGAUCAUAGGGUCUGCUGCUUAAAAUAUUUUCAAGUGUCUUCAUUCUAGUCAUUAGUUCAGCAUCAAAAUAAUGUUUCUAACCUCUUUUCUUUGUUAACCAGAUAACAAAACGCUGCUUAUCAACCUAAUUAAGUGAAAUGUUUGGAUUUUUCUUUCCCCCUUUGCAUUGAUUUUCCAUGCGCGGGUCCUGACGGCCAUUUUUGCAGGGGGGUCGCGGAAGUCAUAAGAGCGGAGCCAAUAAGAUUUCUAAGCAAGCUGCCCUGUCUUUUGCCAAGAGAGUCCUGGAGAGAUGUCGGAAAUUUGAGGAUACUGGAUUCAGCUGCUUUAGGGAACCAUCAUUGCGGGAUGCCUUGUUCUCUGUAUCUCCAUAUGAUGCUGCUGAAGCUAAAUCUGUCGACGGUGUCCUUCCAGCAGUGGGCUCCAAUACAUAUGCAGAAGCCCGCAGUUCUCAGCUGGGAGCCCGCCUCGGAGGUAUGAAGAUCCAAAAUCAUCUUAUCAUGCUGAAGAGAGGGAUCCAUAGAGUGCCAUUGCUUUCUUCUAGUCCAAUGAAAUCGAGCUUAGUUAUCUCAGUUUAAUGCUAUGAUCUUUACACAUGGUUGCUACCAUCAUUAUUAUUAUUAUUAUGCUUAUUACCAUCUUGUUAUAUAGUUUGGUCAUGAAAUCUCUGUUUCCAUGUUCAGCUUCUGGUGUGCUGACAAAUACAGCAGCGGAUACAAGUGGAGCUAUGGGGCAUAAGGUCGAGCCAGAUUUGAGUAAAGGGCUGGCAUCUCUCUCAGAGCAAGGUUUUGCAAAGCAGGAAGCGAAUACCAGUAGAGGGAAGAAGAGGGAAGUCCUGCUGGAUGAUGUUGCUGGUGUGACGACUGCUUCAAGGGCGGCGUCGGCGUCGGCGUCAGUUCUUGGGGGGAACCCUCUUCCUGGGGGUGCCAAGGGGAAGAGAAGCGAAAGAGAAAGGGACCAGAAUUCGCUGAUGAGGAAUCCCAAAGCUGGUCGCCCCUCAGUGAGUGGUUUCAGAGGUGAGAGAAAGACGAAGAUGAAGCCCAGGCAGAAGACAGCCCAGCUAUCAUCAGCCUCGGGGACCGGCCUCCUUGGGAGACUCUCAGAGGCACCCAGCCCAGCGGCGCCCCUGCGUGAGUCCUGCGAGGCGGCGAGCAAUGGGAACGAGACGCUGCCGGCCGGCUGCAGCGCCUCGAACUCGUCCAGAGACAUGGAAGUGGGCAUGGGGUUCCCGAACCUGUCACUGGAGUCCAUUGAUGGGUUAGACGUGGGAGCUGACCUCGGGGGACAGGGCCAAGAUAUCGGGUCCUGGUUGAGCGUGGACGACGAAGCAUUGCAGGAUAAUGACCUGAUGAUGGGGCUGGAGAUUCCCAUGGACGACCUUUCAGAGAUAAAUAUGAACUUCUGA
Spirodela intermedia is the source of this 10380-nucleotide messenger RNA. NCBI's taxonomy places the organism in Eukaryota, Viridiplantae, Streptophyta, Magnoliopsida, Alismatales, Araceae. The record is from the annotation of a GenBank genome assembly.